AUGCCUGCUGCCGAUAAGAAACCCAGGACCUUGUACGACAAGGUCUUGGAUGCGCACAUUGUUAAUGAGCAAGAAGAUGGCACUCUCUUGCUGUAUAUCGAUAGACAUCUUGUCCACGAAGUGACUUCACCACAAGCCUUUGAGGGCCUCAAGAAUGCUGGUCGGAAAGUCCGCCGGCCUGACUGCACUCUUGUCACAGUUGAUCACAACAUCCCGACAUCUACUCGCAAGAACUUCAAGAAUGUCGAAGAAUUCAUCGAAGAGACCGACUCCCGUUUGCAAUGUACCACACUGGAAGAGAACGUAAAGGACUUCGGGCUCACAUAUUUCGGCAUGGGAGAUAAGCGUCAGGGUAUUGUUCAUAUCAUUGGUCCAGAGCAGGGUUUCACUCUUCCUGGAACGACGGUCGUUUGUGGUGACAGCCAUACCUCGACACACGGUGCCUUUGGUUCCCUCGCUUUCGGUAUCGGUACAAGUGAAGUCGAACACGUCCUCGCCACCCAGACCCUUAUCUCUCGCAGAAGCAAGAACAUGCGUAUCCAAGUCGAUGGGGAGCUCCCCGCAGGUGUCACCAGUAAGGAUGUUGUCCUCCACAUCAUUGGUGUUAUCGGAACUGCUGGAGGUACUGGUGCCGUUAUCGAAUUCUGCGGCUCUGUUAUUCGCGGCUUGAGCAUGGAGGCUCGUAUGUCGAUGUGCAACAUGUCUAUUGAGGCUGGUGCUCGUGCUGGCAUGAUCGCACCCGACCAGAUCACGUUCGACUACCUCAAGGGUCGUCCUCUCGCCCCGAAGUACGACAGUGCUGAGUGGAAGAAGGCUGUCAACUACUGGUCCAGUCUGGCUUCUGAUGAAGACGCCGUCUACGACAAGACAAUCGUGCUUGAUGGCAAGGACAUCAUCCCAACCGUCUCUUGGGGUACUUCUCCUCAGGAUGUUGUUCCUAUCAAUGGUGUUGUUCCAGGGCCGGAUGAUUUUGAGGAUGAGAACCGCAAACUUGCCUGCAAGCGCGCACUUGAGUACAUGGGUCUCGUGGCUGGUACUCCUAUGAAGGAGGUCCAGAUUGACAAGGUCUUCAUCGGCUCUUGCACGAACGCUCGUAUUGAAGAUCUGCGGGCAGCUGCCAAGGUUGUUAGGGGUAAGAAGAUCGCCCCUAAUGUCAAGCGCGCGAUGGUCGUCCCUGGUUCUGGUCUCGUGAAGGAACAGGCUGAAGCCGAAGGUCUCGACAAGAUCUUCACUGAUGCUGGCUUUGAGUGGAGAGAAGCUGGUUGCUCCAUGUGCCUGGGUAUGAACCCCGAUAUUCUCUCGCCCAAGGAGCGCUGUGCUAGUACUUCGAACCGUAAUUUCGAAGGUCGCCAGGGUGCUCAGGGUCGUACCCACCUGAUGUCCCCUGCCAUGGCUGCGGCAGCUGGUAUCGUCGGAAAGCUUGCGGAUGUUCGUGAGCAUGUUGUCACUAGCCCCGUUCUGGGUAAGGUGCAACCCAGGGUUGAUGUCCAGCCAGAGGCGGAAGAUGUCGACACUGAGGAAGAACUCGACCGCAUCUUGGACCAGCCCGCAGACAACGAACCCCACACCAACACCUCUGGCGGCUCGAGCGCUGGCUUGCCCAAGUUCACCACCCUUAAGGGCAUUGCCGCCCCCAUGAACCGCUCCAACGUCGACACUGACGCCAUCAUUCCCAAGCAGUUCCUGAAGACCAUCAAGCGUACUGGUCUCGGCAGCGCGCUCUUCUACGAACUGCGCUACAAGGAUGGCCAGGAAGACCCCGAAUUCAUCCUGAACCAGGGUGUCUACCGCAACUCCAAGAUCCUGGUUGUCACCGGCCCCAACUUCGGCUGCGGUAGCUCUCGUGAACACGCACCCUGGGCCCUCCUCGACUUCGGCAUCAAGUGUGUCAUCGCUCCCUCCUUCGCUGACAUCUUCUUCAACAACACCUUCAAGAACGGCAUGCUCCCCAUCCCGAUCUCCGACGAAGCUGCUCUGCAGAAGAUCGCCGCGGAGGCCAGCGCAGGUCGCGAGAUCGAAAUCGACCUUGUCAACCAGGAAAUCAAGGAUGCCCAGGGCAACAAGCUUUCCGGAUUCGAUGUUGACGCUUUCCGCAAGCACUGCCUGGUCAAUGGCCUGGACGACAUCGGCCUCACUCUGCAGAUGGAAGACAAGAUCCGCGCAUUCGAGACCAAGCGCACUCUCGAAACCCCCUGGCUCGAUGGAAGUGGGUACCUGAAGCGUGGCAACCGUGGCGCUACCAUGGUUCAGGCUGCCCCUGUCCCUAAGACUAACCGGGGAGAUGUCAAGACCGAACCUUUGGAAUGGUAA
Molecule: messenger RNA, 2310 nt
Organism: Aspergillus oryzae RIB40
Lineage: Eukaryota; Fungi; Ascomycota; Eurotiomycetes; Eurotiales; Aspergillaceae
Gene: luA
Product: 3-isopropylmalate dehydratase LEU1
Exons: 4
Coding region: 1-2310 (769 amino acids)
Biological process (GO): L-leucine biosynthetic process
Cellular component (GO): 3-isopropylmalate dehydratase complex
Molecular function (GO): 4 iron, 4 sulfur cluster binding; 3-isopropylmalate dehydratase activity
Source: RefSeq, a predicted model, not a curated record